Molecule: messenger RNA, 999 nt
Organism: Erinaceus europaeus (western European hedgehog)
Lineage: Eukaryota; Metazoa; Chordata; Mammalia; Eulipotyphla; Erinaceidae
Product: olfactory receptor 52D1-like
Exons: 1
Coding region: 1-999 (332 amino acids)
Biological process (GO): G protein-coupled receptor signaling pathway
Cellular component (GO): membrane
Molecular function (GO): G protein-coupled receptor activity; olfactory receptor activity
Source: RefSeq, a predicted model, not a curated record
AUGAGGCUGGAUCCUACAUUCUCUGUUCUCAACCAGACUGAACCCAUGUCAGGGCCUGGGCCCUUCAUCUUGCUGGGAGUCCCAGGACUGGAGGCCUUGCAUGCCUGGAUCUCUGUCCCCGUGUGCCUGCUGUACAUGGCAGCAUUGGCAGGAAAUGCCCUCCUGCUGGGGCUGGUGGUGGUGGACAAGGCCCUUCAGGCACCUAUGUACCAGCUUCUGGGGCUCCUGGCGUUCAUGGACUUGGUUCUGUCCACAUCCAUAGUGCCCAAAGCUCUGGCAGUUCUCUGGGGCCUAUCAGGGGAGAUCUCCUUUGGGGCCUGUCUUGCCCAGCUCUUUGUUGCCCAUGUGGCCUUCAUUGCUGAGUCCUCUGUGCUGUUGGCCAUGGCGGUGGACCGCUAUGUGGCCAUUUGCCAGCCGCUGCGUUAUGGAGCCCUGCUGACCCAACGUGUGGUGGGCAUGGUGGCGGUAGCAGCUGUGACCAGAGGCACCUGUGUCAUGAUUCCCCCCAUAGCUCUACUCCAGAGACUGCCAUACUGUGGGCAGCGGGCACUGCCCCACACCUACUGCGAGCACAUGGGGGUAGCCCGGCUGGCCUGUGGAGACACACGGCCCAACAUCUGGUACGGGCUGGCCACCACGCUGCUUUCCCCAGUCCUGGACCUGGGGCUCAUCGGUGCUUCCUAUGCCCUCAUCCUCCGGGCCAUCUGUCGCCUGCCCUCUCAUGGUGCCCGCCACAAGGCCCUAGGCACCUGCGGGGCCCACGCCAGCGUCAUCACUCUCUUCUACACUCCUGCCCUCUUUUCCUUCCUGGCUCACCGUUUCGGCCGCCAGACGGUCCCAAGUCACAUCCACAUCCUGCUGGCGAACCUUUAUGUGGUGGUGCCUCCCGCCCUCAACCCUGUGGUCUAUGGGGUUCGCACCCAACAGAUUGCCCAGAGGCUCAGGCACCUGCUGCGGCUGUGCUGGGUAGGGCCAGCGAGGGAUGUGGGCCCUGAGUGA